Recurvomyces mirabilis is the source of this 1776-nucleotide messenger RNA. RefSeq lists its product as uncharacterized. Gene Ontology annotation, molecular function: transmembrane transporter activity. Gene Ontology annotation, biological process: transmembrane transport. Gene Ontology annotation, cellular component: plasma membrane. The coding region runs from base 1 to 1776 and encodes 591 amino acids. The transcript is spliced from 5 exons. Lineage: Eukaryota; Fungi; Ascomycota; Dothideomycetes; Mycosphaerellales; Teratosphaeriaceae. The record is from RefSeq and is a predicted model, not a curated record.
AUGGAGAAGGCGACAGAGCAACGCCAUAGCAAUGGUAAAGGCCAUGAGGUCGACGCUGAACAGGGGGCCAACUACGGUAUUGGACAUGCCGAAGCUCCUAUGAUGCAACACCGCGAGGACGACGAUCGUGCCGAUGAGGCCAAGGGUAGAAAUGCGGAUCAGAUGGAUCGCAAGUACUGGCUCUCCGUCAAUUACAUUGGCACGAUGUUCGCCAUCGGGAUGGCUUUCAUGGGCGGCAUAGGAGGCUUCGGUCUUGUAGCACCCAUCUUAGGCACAAUCGAUGUGGAUCUUGGCCCGUCACCAAACAUCAACUGGGUGCCACUCGUGAAUAUCUGCGGCGGUGCAGUUUUUUUCCUUAUGGUUGGCAAGCUUUCAGAUAUCUUCGGUCGCCGCUGGUUCUUUAUCUUAGGCAGUGUACUUGGCCUUCUAGGUUCCAUCACCGGCGCAGUCGCCAUGAACGUCAACACCAUCAUCGGCGCCGAGGUCCUCAUUGGUGUAGCGGUCGCCUUCCAGCAAUCUUUCUUCUGGGCAGUCGCUGAGCUGGUCCCCAUGAAGUACAGAUAUUUCGCGAACUCCUACUGCUACCUGAUGACUAUUCCCUCAUCGCCACUGUCAGCAAGAGUCGCAUACAGCUUCCUCCAAUACCCCGGCACAUGGCGCAACUCCUUCUACUUCCUGAUCGCCAUCAAUGUCGUCAGCAUCCUGUCGUGGUGGGCUUUCUACCACCCACCGACUUUCAGCAUGUUGCACAGGAAGAAGCUUGCGAGAGAUCUUCUGCUCCACUUCGACUGGAUUGGUGUGCUUCUGUACAGCGCUGGUCUCAUCAUAUUCAUCUUCGGGCUGAACUGGGGUGGUGUCUUGUACCCAUGGGAGUCCCCUCAGGUCCUCGCAACAACCGUCAUUGGCGGCAUUACGCUGUUCGUGGCCCUUCCGAUCUGGGAACUCUUCGUUAAGAAACGGGGAAAGGAGCCUUACUUGCCGCUUCAUCUAUUCAAGAACGUGCGAUAUAUGGCUGCUGCGUGGAACAACGGCCUCGGAGCCGAGUACGACGUUGGUACCCUCGCCGGCUUGACGGCCAUGGCAUUCGUUUUCGCACAGGUCUGCCACGGCUUUGUCGAGUGGAUCACUGGACCGAAGUGGGGAACACGUGGAGCAGCAUUGUGCGGAUGUGCUUUAAUGACUGCCUGCGCCACUGAUCUAGGCAAUCGACCUCUGACAAUUGGUCUCCUUAUUCCCGGCGCUUUCUGCAUGGGUCUAGUCGAGGGAAUCUCAACCACAACUUCAACAUUCCAUCUGCGAUCACAAGAGGAGAUCGGCGAGGGUGGUGGACUCUGUGGUAGUAUUCGAAAUUUCACAUCCGCUAUCGCUGUUGCCAUCUACACAGCUACGCUCAGCAAUCGCCUCGACAAAACAAUCCCGCAGUAUGUUGCACCCGUGGCACUACGCAUGGGUCUACCACAAGGCUCUUUGCAGAGCCUUUACGCCGCCGUACAAGGCAAAGCUUCAUACGACCUCGUCAACGGCUUGACCCCUGCAAUUAAAGAGGCAGUGCAGUACCCAUGGCAAGAGGCGUUCAUCAAGGCCGGCGGCACAGUCUUUUUGGUUUCAGCCGCCUUCUCGGGCACAGCACUCAUUCUAUCGCUAUUUUUCACCAACAACGACAAGAACACUUUGGACUUCGUGGCCUCGAAUGUUCAUGGUAAGGCUAUGGAGCGGCAGUAUGCUACGGAGCACAAGGAGUUCAGGCGCUCUUCUCUUACUGGUGCCGAGUCAUGA